This is a messenger RNA of Agrilus planipennis (emerald ash borer), 1790 nucleotides long. RefSeq names its product TBC1 domain family member 20. Gene Ontology annotation, molecular function: GTPase activator activity. The record is from RefSeq and is a predicted model, not a curated record. The transcript has 7 exons. Gene Ontology annotation, cellular component: endoplasmic reticulum membrane. Gene Ontology annotation, biological process: endoplasmic reticulum to Golgi vesicle-mediated transport; positive regulation of GTPase activity. The coding region runs from base 492 to 1760 and encodes 422 amino acids. NCBI's taxonomy places the organism in Eukaryota, Metazoa, Arthropoda, Insecta, Coleoptera, Buprestidae.
AUCUAUGCCAAAGACCAUUAACCACGCGGAUGAUCGGAUGUAUUCGGAGUAAUUCGUUUCGAGAAGAUAAGGUGCACAUAAAUAACAAACAUAAAUACAUGUAAAUCAAUACGCGCAUAUCAUAAAUAAAACUAUAAAUACAUACAAAUUACAAAUUACAAAUAGGUACUACCAGACUACGGAUCAUCUCUGGAUCAAUCCACAAUCAAUUCAUGAAUUGACAAAUUGGCAUAUUGCAGCGGUGGGUUGUAUUUUAUAUUGGUGGAAUCGGUAUAUUGUCAGUUAAACAGUGCAGGCAAGUGGCACAUAUUUGAGUAGAGACGGGGUGACAGUUUGACUUUUUGGUUCGGUUAAUACAUUGACAAAUUUUGAAUUUAAGGUUAAGAUUAUAUAUGCAUACUUUUAAUUUCGAUUUUUGGAAAGUUAAUUGCUAUGUAAUUUCAAAGAAUAACAAAAAUCAUUUUUUUUUACAAAAAAUUGUGAACUAAAUAAUGGAAUCAAAAGUCUCUUCUGAAACAGCCAACACUGACAAUGAAGCUUCAUCACUACUAAACGAAGAAUUAUUUGAUAAACAGUCGGAAUAUACUGCUGAUAGAUUUAAUACAAAAUCAGAAUGCAUGCCUAUUGAUUUAAAUAACUUCAAUGUAGAAGACGAAGAUACUCGUUCGGAACUAAAAUUCGAUAUAGCAUCAGAAACGCCUGUCGAAAAAGAGAAAAGAGCAAGAAUUGAAAAUGCACUUCAAAAUGAUAAAUCCAAUUUAAAAGUUUGGCAGAAACUGGCAAUUGAAGAGUAUGGUUUAGUAAAUGAUGAUUUGAGACGUAAAAUAUGGCCACUGUUAUUGGGAGUUGAUCCUGAUCCUUCCGAGCCUGCACCAAGUUUGUCAGAUUUAUCACAUCAUGCAGAGUAUGAUCAGGUAGUCUUAGAUGUUAAUCGCUCAUUGAAACGUUUUCCUCCAGGCAUUCCAUAUAAACAAAGACUUGCAUUACAGGAUCAGUUAACUGUUUUGAUUUUAAGAGUUAUUAUGAAGUACCCUCACUUGCGGUAUUAUCAAGGUUAUCAUGACGUUGCAAUUACAUUUUUAUUAGUUGUUGGUGAAACUGUGGCCUUUAGAAUAAUGGAAGUAUUAAGUACAACUCAUUUAAGAGAGUGCAUGGAACCAACAAUGGAAAAAACAUCUUACAGACUGAAUUUUUUGUAUCCACUAUUACAGAGGGAAGACAAAAAAUUGCACGAUUUUUUAGAAAGUGCAAUGGUGGGGACAAUGUUUGCUCUUCCUUGGUAUUUAACAUGGUUUGGUCAUUCAUUAAAUCAGUAUCGAGAUGUAGUACGACUUUAUGAUUAUUUUCUUGCAUCCCCUCCUUUGAUGCCAUUAUAUACCGCAGCAUCAUUAGUAUUGUACCGUAAGGAUAAAAUAUAUGAAGCUGGUUGUGAUAUGGCAAAUAUACACUGUUUGUUAUCACAAAUACCAGAUAACAUUGAUUUUGAAGAAGUUUUGAGGUGUUCAACGAGAUUAUUUGAGAAGCAUCCACCACACAAGCUAGAAAAAGACGUAAAUAAACGUGUUAAAAGAGAAAAAGAACAGUUAAGAAGAAAAGCAAGGGCACCUUCUUCUUGGUUAGUGUUUCGUAAUUAUAUACCGAACUGGCUACUGCUACAUUAUAGGGGAAAAGUGGGCUUGUUCAUUGCUACGGCAACCGUUCUUUUCGGGCUGUACGCUUAUUUAAACAUGUCAGAGUCUGGACCAUUGUUUUACAAGUAAGCUGUCUGCUUAUUUAUAAAAAUUUAUUGU